GCCUUAGUAGAACUGGAAAAUUGGUUUCCCUGCUGGCUGCGUUUCGCUCUCCGAAGCCAUUUUGGACUCAGUUCAGUUCCGAGCAUGUCAGAAUCGGACCCUGUCCAGCCAUUCUCACUCUGAACGGGAGAAGCUUCGCACACGGACAGGCUUUGGGUGGAAAUCACUCAUUAUUCCCUGCCGGAAGGCGUUUCUGUUGGAAUAGCCGCUUUUCCUGAUGGAUUUCUGCAUAUGUUAAAGUUUGAUUGGGUGGACAUCAGGCCGACGGUCACUCGGGCUCCUGUGUGUGUGUGUGAGAGUGUGUGAGUGUGUGCAUGUGUGAGUGUGUUUCCCCCCGAUCGUUUUAAAUGUGUGCAAAGCAGAAGACACUGAAAAGGAGAAAAUCUGGGGUGUUUUUGUGCCAUUAGAGGAAUAUGUUCGCUUCCUGGCUGACUUUUGCACUUCUUCUGGGAACUUUUUGUGCAGGACCCAGCCAUGGAGAGGUGGAGACGCGCGAAUGCUUGUACUUCAACAUCAACUGGGAGAUCGAGAAGACGAACCGCAGCGGCGUGGAGAGGUGUGAGGGAGAGAAGGACAAGCGCUCGCACUGCUACGCCUCCUGGAGGAACAACUCCGGCAGCAUCGAGCUGGUCAAGAAGGGCUGCUGGUUAGACGACUUCAACUGCUACGACAGACAGGAGUGUGUGGCCACAGAGGAAAACCCUCAGGUGUUCUUCUGCUGCUGUGAAGGAAACUUCUGCAACGAGAGGUUCACACACCUGCCCGACGUCAGCGGACCAGUCAUCGAGCCUCCUCCGCCGACGCCGUCGCUGCUGAACGUGUUGGUUUACUCUCUGCUGCCCAUCACUAUGCUCUCCAUGGCCCUGCUGCUGGCCUUCUGGAUGUACCGGCACCGCAAGCCGCCCUAUGGACACGUGGACAUCAAUGAGGACCCCGGUCCGUCUCCUCCGUCACCGCUGGUGGGACUGAAGCCUCUGCAGCUGCUGGAGGUUAAAGCCCGAGGACGCUUCGGCUGUGUGUGGAAGGCCCAGAUGAUGAACGAAUAUGUAGCCGUGAAGAUUUUCCCCAUUCAGGACAAGCAGUCGUGGCAGAACGAGCGGGACAUUUUCUCUACGCCGGGCAUGAAGCACGAUAACCUCCUGCGCUACAUCGCUGCGGAGAAACGCGGAAGCAACCUGGAGACGGAGUUCUGGCUGAUCACAGAGUUUCACGAGAGGGGUUCGCUGACGGACUAUCUGAAGGGGAACGCGGUGAGCUGGAGCGAUCUGUGUCACAUCGCGGAGACGAUGGCCUGCGGUCUGGCGUACCUUCACGAGGACGUGCCGCGCUUUAAAGGAGAAGGUCCUAAACCUGCCAUUGCGCACAGAGACUUCAAGAGUAAAAACGUGAUGCUGAAGACCGAUCUCACAGCUGUCGUCGGUGACUUCGGGUUAGCGGUUCGGUUUGAGCCGGGGAAACCACCGGGAGACACACACGGUCAGGUUGGCACACGGAGGUACAUGGCGCCGGAGGUGCUGGAGGGCGCGAUUAACUUCCAGCGGGACGCGUUUCUGAGGAUAGACAUGUACGCUAUGGGGCUGGUGCUGUGGGAGCUGGUGGCGCGCUGCAAAGCUGCUGAUGGUCCUGUAGACGAGUACAUGCUGCCGUUUGAAGAGGAGAUCGGUCAGCAUCCGUCUCUGGAGGAUCUUCAGGAUGUGGUGGUGCAUAAGAAGAUGCGGCCGGUGUUCAAGGACUGCUGGCUGAAGCAUUCGGGUCUGGCGCAGAUGUGCGAGACGAUCGAGGAGUGCUGGGAUCACGACGCCGAGGCGCGGCUGUCGGCCGGCUGCGUGGAGGAGCGGAUCUCUCAGAUCCGCCGCCUGACCAGCGCCUCUACCUCAGACUGCCUGCUGUCCGUGCUCACCUCGGUCACCAACGUGGACCUGCCGGCCAAAGAGUCCAGCAUCUGAACCCGACGCAAGCAAACGAAACAACCCUCGUCUUUCCAAACUCAGUGAAUCUCAAACGACAUUAAAGCAGCUGCUAUUUUAUCCUAACAUUUUUUUUAACUUUAUUAUUAUUAUUAUUAUUAUUUUUAUUAUUUCUCUGAUCGGAUCAGUAACUACCAGCACACUUCUCUACUGUAUUUUUAUCAUUAGAGCAAACGCGAAAGAUUUUUAAAAAUACGACCCGAGAGGACAUCUCAACGCGCAUUCAGGUGCCGACAAAUGAAUGCUGACCGGUGCAGGUACCUCAACAUUUCACCGCUUGGUUUUUCCCGCUCCGUUUCCGUUCUGUUCCGUCCGCCGGACAGGAUCGCCCUGUGACGCGCAACCAACAAGUGACGGUUUCAUCUUCAACAGUGCUGCAAAACCCGCGAGGAUCAUUACGACUGUUACACGCGCGACUCGACCUCCUCGCGGGAUCUCGCUUUUUUAUUUCUCUCCGAAAGUGUGCUAUUUCGAAAUUACGGAAAACGUGUCUUUUACGGAACUAACGGGUGUCGAAGAACACGGAAAAAAGCAACUGGACUAAUUUCUUUCUUUCUUUCUUUUCCUUUUGUUUGGAUUUUUUUUUGUGCUGUUGAAGUUGGUGACUGUGAGAAGGUUGGUUGGGGAUUUUAUUGAGUGGAUAUGGCUGAAAUCUCUCGCCGCGGGACAACGGCGGCUUGCAUGUGGAAAUAUCGGAGCGUUUAGAUUGGUACGGAAAUCUUUCUCAGGUAUCCAGUGUCAAGGGGUCCAUGACUGCCUUUCCCACAUCAUUAUAGGACAGAGAGGAAUAUAACGGUGCCCUGAUGAAUUUAACACUAAUUACCUACACGAAACAUGCAAGACCGUGUGUGUGUGUGUGUGUGUGUGUGUGUGUGUGUGUGUGUGUGUGUGUGUGUGUGGUGCUGAGAGUUUGUU
This is a messenger RNA of Megalobrama amblycephala (Wuchang bream), 2882 nucleotides long. It is a transcript of the gene acvr2ba, whose product is annotated as activin A receptor type 2Ba. The transcript is spliced from 11 exons. Lineage: Eukaryota; Metazoa; Chordata; Actinopteri; Cypriniformes; Xenocyprididae. Bases 414 to 1946 code for a protein of 510 amino acids. The record is from RefSeq and is a predicted model, not a curated record. Gene Ontology annotation, biological process: protein phosphorylation; activin receptor signaling pathway; cellular response to growth factor stimulus. Gene Ontology annotation, cellular component: plasma membrane; activin receptor complex. Gene Ontology annotation, molecular function: activin receptor activity; activin binding; ATP binding.